Messenger RNA from Exophiala oligosperma, 1766 nucleotides. RefSeq lists its product as uncharacterized. The transcript has 3 exons. Gene Ontology annotation, molecular function: hydrolase activity. NCBI's taxonomy places the organism in Eukaryota, Fungi, Ascomycota, Eurotiomycetes, Chaetothyriales, Herpotrichiellaceae. Bases 406 to 1569 code for a protein of 387 amino acids. The record is from RefSeq and is a predicted model, not a curated record.
CCCUUAGAGAAGCACUACCGCCCACGCGAGACACGUUUGUCUCGCCCGCUCCCCCCAAUCGCACACAACCUGAAGCACCCUGGAGUGGGCUUUAUUACUUAUUACUCUACUCGUACAAGUAGUACGGAGUAAUAAGGUACGGUAUCAAAAAACCCUUUUUCUCCUGUUACUAUUAUUACCCUCGAGGUACCAUCGCUUCCCCAACCUCAUAUAUUGCGCAUCGUUUGCCUCGUUUUUUUUUCGUCGUUUCUGAUCGCAAUAACACAGCACGCACUCGCUUAUUAUUAUUUUUUGUUUGGAGCAUCAUAUCUACUAUUUGAUCUCUUAGAUCGCUCUUGUUUUUGUGUGUGUAUGUGAGAGAGGAGGAAAAUAAAACACGAGAAAAAAAAAACAACAACAACAAUCAUGAUCUCUUCAGCAGCUCUCGUCGCUGUUGUUUCGCUGUUAUCUGCUGCCCCCGUGGUGUUGGCUCAGACGUGCACUCCUUGCGAAGACGUGCACUUCUUCUUGGCUCGCGGCAACAACGAACCUUACCCGGGAAGACAGGGGGAUCUCGUGGCGGCGACCUGCGACGGUCUCUCCAGCUGUGGUUACGAGAAUCUCAUCUACUCGGCGCUCUACACCGAUCUGUCGUGCCAGACCACCUACGACGGAGUCAUUGCGGGCUUCACCCAGUUGACCUCCUACGCCGAGCGAUGCCCGAAAUCGAAGCUCAUCCUCGCCGGGUACUCUCAAGGCGCACAGAUUGUGACCGACAUCCUGGGCGGUGGAGGUGGUGAAUCCUUCAACGGUUGUAUUCAACCAAACACGCCUCCUCUGGAUCCCACCACGAGCCCGGGAAACAGACUCUCCGCUGUCCUCACCUUUGGCAACACCAGACACACCGCGAACCAACCGUACAACUAUGGCAACGGAUCCGGCAUCGACGGUCUCUUCCCCAGAUCCGGCGACAUGUUGACCGCUCUCGACAAGUACACCGCCGUCACUCGUGAUUGGUGUCUUCAGACCGAUCCCAUCUGUGCCGCCAACCAAACCGACUCGCUCGUAUCCACCCAUCUCGGUUACUACAACAUGUAUUCUGACGAGGCGGCCGCCUGGAUCAAGUCCGUUGCUGGUCUCGUCGACAACUCGGACUUCACGACCGCCAUCCCGACCUACGUCAGCGGUACCGUGCAAGACUACUCGACCGUCGGAACCGCCACUCCAUCUGGUAGCGUCAGCACCGUGGCCACCACCACCCCCAGCAUCAACUGCGGUGGUAGCUCCACCACCCCGGUCAUCGCGGCCCUGACCAGCGCCAACGCGACCGCCACCUCUUCUGGCAGCCUCAUCACCAGCAAGCCCCACGCCAACAGCACCAUGUCCACUGCGGCCAUCACCUCUGGCCCGCCCUUCAUCUUUGGUGGUCCAGAUACUACCACCGCCUCUGCCACCGUCUCGGGCGGUGCCUCGUCGACGAACUCGGUCGCCAUUCAAUCCCAAACCGGUGCCGCAAACAGCAACAACAAGGUCGGCAGCUUUGGCCUGACUGCCCUCCUCCUACCCCUCCUCGGUGCCCUUGCGAUGUAAAUAAACCGUUUACGACCUUUUUUUUCCAUAUAACGCGGCAAACGAAAUGAAGAAAUAAACGGACCAUUAUUGAAAUUGUGAAGAUGUGUGUAUACGCAUAUUUAUAUAUGGUGGACUCAUGUACUGUAUAUACCUACCUAAUAAUAACUAAUUGAGCAUCGUCCCUUUCAUAGAUACAUAUACCAGUCCGCCCAAAG